UUUACUUUGAAAGGGCAAAGGGAAAUUUAGGUUUUAGCUUAGCGCGUGUUCCCUUUUCUCAUUGGCUGACGUCAUGACGCUGCAUGUGCGUCGGCGCUUCCUUAACUUGUCUCGCAGGAACAGCAACAGAGAAGAUGUUGGUCCUGGUAUUAGGUGACCUGCACAUCCCCCACCGGUGCAACACUCUGCCGGCCAAGUUCAAGAAACUGCUGGUGCCGGGGAAAAUCCAGCACAUUCUGUGUACGGGAAAUCUCUGCACAAAAGAGAGUUAUGACUACCUGAAGACCCUCGCAGGAGACGUUCACAUAGUCCGAGGAGACUUUGAUGAGAACCUAAACUACCCAGAGCAGAAGGUGGUGACAGUCGGUCAGUUUAAGAUCGGCCUCAUCCACGGCCACCAGGUGAUCCCCUGGGGGGACAUGGCCAGUUUGGCGCUGCUACAGAGACAGCUGGACGUCGACAUUCUCAUCUCUGGGCACACACACAAGUUUGAGGCAUUCGAGAAUGAAAACAAGUUCUACAUUAACCCUGGUUCUGCCACAGGAGCCUACAGUGCACUGGAAAGCAACAUCAUCCCCUCUUUUGUAUUAAUGGACAUCCAGGCGUCUACAGUGGUGACCUACGUCUAUCAGCUGAUCGGUGACGACGUGAAGGUGGAGAGAAUCGAGUACAAGAAAUCUUAGAGACCAGUGUGAGGGAGUUGGGUGAACGCGGAUCUGUUUAUAAUUUCAUUCCUUUCCACCAGGGUGCAGCAGCUCCCUGCAGUCACCACCACAUUAACGCUCUAACAAACUGUUCGGUAGCGUAACUACAGCUUUUUUUGUAUUAUAUUGUUUAUAUGUCAGCAUUUGCUUGUAUCCAAUCUGCCCCGCGGUAUCUAGAAAAUGCAAUACUGUCACACAUGCUUGUGGUCAGGAGAAAUAUAUUUGGUGCCAUUUCAAUUUGUUUUGUUUGUUUUUUUUCACCCUGGUCUGAACUUGUAACCAACAGGUCUCUAGUUUCAUGUAGUCAUUUCUGUUUCCACAUUAAAUAUCAAACCCCA
Messenger RNA from Betta splendens (Siamese fighting fish), 1042 nucleotides. RefSeq names its product VPS29 retromer complex component (gene vps29). The transcript has 4 exons. Gene Ontology annotation, cellular component: endosome; retromer complex. The record is from RefSeq and is a predicted model, not a curated record. The coding region runs from base 84 to 683 and encodes 199 amino acids. Gene Ontology annotation, biological process: retrograde transport, endosome to Golgi; intracellular protein transport. Lineage: Eukaryota; Metazoa; Chordata; Actinopteri; Anabantiformes; Osphronemidae.